Messenger RNA from Exophiala dermatitidis NIH/UT8656, 2796 nucleotides. RefSeq lists its product as uncharacterized. Bases 173 to 2569 code for a protein of 798 amino acids. The record is from RefSeq and is a predicted model, not a curated record. Lineage: Eukaryota; Fungi; Ascomycota; Eurotiomycetes; Chaetothyriales; Herpotrichiellaceae. Gene Ontology annotation, molecular function: DNA helicase activity; ATP hydrolysis activity. Gene Ontology annotation, biological process: telomere maintenance; DNA repair. The transcript has 2 exons.
GUCGUCACGUACCGAACGCGUUCUGCCCGACUCGUCUGAAAUCCGCCUGGUCGCAGUUGCAAGCAAAGAAUUGGGACAAACAUUUCAGUCUGAGUGCCAUAGCACUUCACUCCCUCGUCCUCCUCCCUCCACCGCCCCAAAUAAGACUUCCACUGUAACUUCGUUCUCGUUCAUGCCCCCAAUCCUGUCCACCUCUCCACUCCGUCUGUCCUUCCGCAACCAGGUAUCUUCAGAGGGCCUGAUCACUAUCGCCAUGUUUGCUCAAGCGGUACGUCGGCAUGCCUCCUCUGGGCAUGGCGAGAAAAAGCAAAGUCCUCUACAGAUCAACACUGCUGCAAGCAAUAUUCCCGGGCAGAGAUCACAGACAACCUCAGGCUUCAAACGAAAGUUCGAACGCAGCAUCAGUACGACUAGUGGUUUGGGUUCUCUACAUUCGCAGACAUCGUUUGACGAGAACACACCCCCUGGUCCCUCAGACAUUGCGUAUCCGACAUUGCCUCCCCUCCCUCAGAAAGCCGAACCGCCUUCAAGCAGUGCUCCUGUCCCAUGGUCUUCGUCACCGGAGUCGCAUUUUGCAAAGCCGGGCACGACUCUGUUGAAAGGAGAGCCCUCCCCGGAGCGUGCCAGGCCGACCAAGAGACGAGUCCUCCCUGCGUCAUUCACAUCCACGUCAGCUCCUGCGCUCGAUGAGCAAGAUGGGGCCAAGAACAUACAGGGCGGAGGAGUUGGAAACGGAUAUUCUGGUCGAUUUGACAAAUAUUCUGCGCAAAGGCAGUUUGACUCGAUGAGUAGCCGGGAUAAGGCGUCAUCGGUAAUGUCAGAAAUGUUACAAAAAGCAUCGUCCAUUCGUCAGCGACAGCCGGGUUCCAUCUCACGGACUGCCUCCGAUCGGACUUUCCAGCCUGCCACCAUUCCUAGGGAAGGAUCCGCUCCCAGUGUGGAUCGAUUACCGGAGGUCUUCUUCAGUGACGAACAACAAACAGUCCUGAAAGCGGUUAUAGAAGAAGGAAAGAGUGUGUUUUUCACUGGGUCAGCCGGAACAGGAAAAUCGGUCUUGAUGAGGGCAAUCAUCUCCCAGAUGAAGCAUAAAUACCGGAAAGAGCCCGAUCGGAUAGCGGUUACAGCGUCUACCGGUUUAGCCUCCUGUAUCUUGGAAGGCCAGACCCUCCACAGCUGGGCAGGAAUCGGCCUGGGAAAAGAGCCUGCUCCAGAACUGGUGAAGAAGAUUAAGCGGAAUCAGAAGUCAAGACAAAAGUGGCUCCGGACUAAGGUCCUUAUUAUCGAUGAGAUUUCUAUGGUGGAUGGCCAGUUAUUCGAUAAACUUGAGCAAGUCGCUCGUACUAUUCGGAACAACGGUCGGCCAUUUGGCGGUAUCCAGCUGGUUGUGACGGGAGACUUCUUUCAGUUACCCCCAGUACCAGAAAAGAACUCGGUCGCCAAGUUUGUGUUUGAUGCGACGACCUGGAACACGUGUAUAGGACACACGAUUCUUCUGACCCAUGUCUUUCGGCAAAAGGAUGAAAGGUUUGCACAAAUGCUUAACGAAAUGCGUCUCGGCAAGAUGAGCGCCGCUACGGUCCGGGAGUUCAAGUCGCUUUCACGACCGCUCAAUUUCCAUGAUGAGCUUGAAGCCACAGAGUUGUACCCGCGCCGCGAGGAAGUCGAGUUUGCCAAUCAGAAUCGGAUGCGCAAACUAUCGGGGCAAGUCAUGACCUAUCACGCCGUCGAUACAGGUGUUCAAGACCCCAAUGUACGGAAAGCUCUUCUCGCCAACUUCAUAGCGCCGGAAGUCUUGGAACUGAAAAAGGGCGCGCAAGUUAUGCUGAUCAAAAACAUUGAUUCCCAACUUGUCAACGGUUCUCUUGGAAUUGUUCAAUCGUUUAUGGAUGAAGGGACUUUCUUCGCCUACAAAGAAGAUGAACCUAGCUUUCUUCUGGCCCAGGAGCCGGAUAACGGAGAUCUGUCGGAUGAAAAGAUGGCUGCACGUGAGAAACUUCAAGCAGCUCGUAUGAAAAGCGCAGCCGCCGGUGCCGGCGCCACACGACUGUGGCCCAUGGUACGAUUCAACCUCCCGGACGGGACAUCUCGAACGAUGCUUUGCUCGCCUGACGAGUGGAAGACAGAAUCGCAGCAAGGUGAAGUUCUCGCCAAACGGGUGCAAGUACCUUUGAUUCUGGCAUGGGCCUUGUCUAUCCACAAGGCUCAGGGCCAGACUCUGACACGGGUCAAGGUAGACCUCGGAAAGGUGUUUGAGAAGGGACAGGCUUACGUUGCGCUCAGUCGGGCUCGAAGUAAAGAAGGUUUGCAGGUGCUCCGAUUUGAUGAGCGCAAAGUCAUGGUACAUCCCAAGGUCUUGGAAUUCUAUUCCAAGUUGUCGGGACACGAGACGCUCGGGAUGAAAAGCGCCGCCAAAACGGUCAAAGACCAUUUUGAGGUUAAAAGUAAUACGGCCAUCCAGAAGGAGACGAACACAAUCACCAUUGAAGAGGACGACUUUCUGGAUGACGACUUUUCCUUUGAGGAGUUGAUGGAGGCCGAAAAGCAAGCCAUGCGGGCAAGGGGCGCAUAGUGGGGGAGUUGUGAUGGUACAAAUGAGAAUUAUCUGGAACAUGCAACAAUGGCAUGUUUCAGUGACAGAAUAUAGUCCGUUCUGAAUACCAGUAGAUGAAUGCUGCAGGAUGUGCCGACACUGGCAUUGUACAUUGUAUUGUAAUUCGAGUGCGAGGCUGACUGAGGCUCGUGUGAGGAGAUGACGAAAGGGGAAACUGAGCGGACCAAAAGUUUACAGUAGUUUUC